AUGCGACCCUCCAGGUGGCCUCGGCCUUUGCUCUCAGCGCAGCGUCCUCUGCUCUUCGAGCCACGGCCGUCGUGCCGUCUCCCACAUUGCCGCUAUAGGCUCAACAGCACCGCUCCUUCUCCAGUUGAUACCCAAGGUCGUACAGUCUAUUAUGAACCUCCCUCUACAUACCUUGGAACGGACGAACGCAUACCGUUUGAUCGUUGGUUACAGCCAGGACUCGUGUCAGCUCUGCGGGAGACAUUCCCAGCUGUGAAGUAUGCGACCAAGACGCAGCGUGAGCUGUUCAAAGCGGUGAUGCUGGGGCAGGACGUCAUGCUGCAGACACCGACGGGGAGCGGAAAGUCGUUUUCUCUCAUGCUGGCGACGCUCUCCAAAGAGCCCCAGGCCCUCGAUGCGCAGAACAUAACGUCUCUCAUUAUCGUCCCGCAUAGAGAUUUGGCGUACCAAUAUUAUCGCUGGAUCCAGCGAAUCCAUGAAGCCAUCCCUGAGAUAGGUUCCCUGGACUCUGUCGCUCAAAUACUCGUACGGGGUGCCUCAGUCCCGCUCGAGGACCGUCUGCGUGUAUUGCGUGAAGAACCCCCGCACAUCCUCAUUGGCACCCCGCAAGCUCUGCUGGAGGCUUACCAGUCGUCUCCCGAGACGCUCAUGCUCGACAGACUGUCCGCCGUGGUCGUGGACGAGGUCGACUAUCUCCUCGAAUGGACAACACAGACGCGCGACAAGUACAAACGACUGAAGGCGGAACGUAUGCUGCGUAAGCACCCCACGCCGACCCGCCAGCUACUGGACGCUAUCUACCAGCCUGUGCGGCUGCCUCUCAGCGGGAAAAAGCGAAUAAAGGCUGAAAAGACGAUACAGCCCAAGCCACCGGGAGACUAUCGCCCACAGCUGGUCAUGGCGAGCGCAACGUUUCGGGCAACCUUCCGACAGUCCAUCCUAGGCGGCGGGUGGUUCCGAGAGGCGGGCGGUUGGGUGAAAAUCGCGGAUAACCUCAAGAAGGACAAGGACAUCCAUGCUCAGGAGGACAUUCGCGCGGUUUGGUCACUGGGCGGCACAUCGAUCAAGCACCAUGUUUUGGUCGUGUCGGAGACGGGGAAAGUUGAAAACCUCCGUGCCGGCGAGACAACUGAGGGCAGCCCCGAUGCGAAAACCGAAGUGCGUCGUGUGGAUGGCGAAGCACUGAAGUCAACUGUAGGAAACCCUAAAUCCGACGCGCCCGAAAGUGCAGAACCACAUCAAGACGAUAUGGACACUGAUCCAUUCAAUCCUCACCUGCUAGAAGCCAUAGCGGAAGCAUUCGCGCUGGAUGUUCCACGCCUAGCUCUGUUGGUUUUGCCGGCAUCUGCGCCUGUGCGUCAAAUUAUAGGCGAACUUCGCAAGCUCGGGGUCAACGCCCAAGGGCUGGACGUCCUCGAGGAAGCAGGGGGAGGUGCAUACCUGACUCAAGAGGCUCCCGAAGAGGUCACGGAAACACCUACCUUGUUCGUGUCCACCCUUGCCACGACCCGAGGACUGGAUCUGCCGAGUCUCACUCAUGUGUUCAUUCUCGGCCUGCCGAAGGACCGACCGGGGGACGCGUACAUGCACGCUGGUGGGCGUGUAGGGCGGUUCGGGCGCAGCGGGAAGGUCAUCACGGUUAUCGAGAAGCAAUGCCUAAUCACUACUCGCAAAGGAGAGAAACGAUGGGUGGACCAGGCCAACAUCAUUCGUAAAGCACUGACGCAGAUGGGUAUCGUGCCCACGAAACUGUCGCAUUUCGCAUAG
This is a messenger RNA of Rhodofomes roseus, 1767 nucleotides long. Its product is annotated as P-loop containing nucleoside triphosphate hydrolase protein. Gene Ontology annotation, molecular function: nucleic acid binding; ATP binding. The record is from RefSeq and is a predicted model, not a curated record. Bases 1 to 1767 code for a protein of 588 amino acids. The transcript is spliced from 3 exons. Lineage: Eukaryota; Fungi; Basidiomycota; Agaricomycetes; Polyporales; Fomitopsidaceae.